Messenger RNA from Diaporthe amygdali, 2178 nucleotides. RefSeq names its product Phomopsene synthase. The transcript has 7 exons. Gene Ontology annotation, molecular function: prenyltransferase activity. NCBI's taxonomy places the organism in Eukaryota, Fungi, Ascomycota, Sordariomycetes, Diaporthales, Diaporthaceae. The coding region runs from base 1 to 2178 and encodes 725 amino acids. The record is from RefSeq and is a predicted model, not a curated record. Gene Ontology annotation, biological process: isoprenoid biosynthetic process.
AUGGAAUACCGGUACUCCUACGUCAUUGACCCGUCUUCCUAUGACAAUCAAGGGCUCUGCAAUGGUAUUCCCUUGCGCGUACAUCGCAACGCUGACAUUGAAGAAUAUGCAACGAUCAGUCUACGUAAUGACUGGAGGAAGCAUGUCGGGCCAUUGCCAUUGACGUCGUACGGAGGCAAUCUGGGCCCAAAAUAUAAUUUCACUGCAGUGACUCUUCCUGAGUGUCGUCCAGAUCGGCUCGAGAUUGUUUCAUACAUCAUGGAGUUCGCUUUCCUCCAUGACGACUUGGUAGACACAGCGCAGGUCGAUGAGGCACUGGCUCUCAAUGAUACGUGGAGAGACGGUAUCACAGAAGGUCUCGACACGACAUCAGCCAAGGGCAAGAAAUCUGGCGAGGGCCUCAUUCUACGCAACAUCCUUAAAGAAGUCACUGCCAUAGAUCCUGUACGAGCGGCCGAAUUAAUGAAAUUCUGGAAACGGGAUUUAGACGUCAGUCGAGAUCGAAAGCAUUUCAGAGAUUUUGAUGAUUAUAUGGAAUACAGAAUCGUGGAUUGCGCGUCCUACUUCUUGAUAGCACUGUCCACAUUCGCUAUGGCAUUGACUAUUCCCGCUGAGGACAAAGAUGAAGUGUUUACUCUAACCCGGCCUGUUUGGGCGGCGGCGGCACUCACGAAUGAUGUCCAAUCUUGGGAGAAGGAGGACAAGCUUUUCCAGAAAGACAAUGCCACAGACAUGACCAACGGUGUCUGGAUGUUGAUGAAGCAGUAUUCAAUCGGAGUAGAAGAAGCAAAGCGCCGCAUCCUGGAAAAGGCCAGAGAGCACGUUGCCGAAUUUGUUAGGACAUUGUCCCAAAUUCACAACAGACUCGACUUGUCUCUUGACUCCCGCUUGUUCGUCGAAGCGAUGCAGUAUAUGAUCAGCGGGAACCUCAUGUGGGGGAUUUCAACUCCACGAUACCAUUCAGACCAAAGUCUUGAUGAAAUGAUGGUUGCUCGCAUGAAAUAUGGGUGGCCGAACCAUCGCGAAGUGACCAAGCCUACCAGCGACCUCGAGAAUAGAGGCACGAAGCGAACUCACCAGGAUACAGAGGGCGUUCAAAGUGUCAAAAGAUUCAACGGCGCAAGCACCAAAAACGGUAUCAACGGCACAAACGGCAUCAACGGACUUAAUGGCAUCAAUGGCAGCAACGGUGUCAAGAUCAAACGUCAUAAGACCAAGGAAUGUUCGGGGGCUCUAACUAAAGAUAGUGACCUUGUACUUAACAUGGACUUGAAUGGACUUUCAAGCGCGAUAAUCUGCGCCCCAGCUGAUUAUAUCGGCUCCUUGCCGUCGAAAGGCAUUCGCGACAAUGUCGCCGACGCUUUGUCCAUCUGGUUGGAUGUCCCAGCUAAAGAGCUCAACCAGAUCAAGCGCGCCAUAAACUUGCUGCAUAAUGCUUCUCUGAUGCUAGAUGACGUGCAGGACGGCUCGGUUCUGCGAAGAGCACAACCCACAACGCACACAGUCUUCGGCCCUGCUCAAACCAUCAACUCCGCUGGACAUCAAAUCAUCCAGGCAAUGAAUGAAAUCAGGAAGCUAGGCAGUGAUGAUUGUCUCGACAUAUUUAGCGAGGAGUUGGAGAAGUUGUACGUUGGACAGAGCCAUGAUCUGUACUGGGUGUACAAUGACAGCUGUCCCACUAUCGAAGACUACUUCAAGAUGGUAGACUACAAAACAGGCGGACUUUUUAAUAUGCUGGCUAGGCUCAUGACAGCCAAAUCCAGCUCGUCCUCAAGCCCAGAUUUGACAGCUCUGGUUGGACUACUCGGAAGAUACUUUCAAAUACGCGAUGACUACAUGAAUCUUACUUCUGCGGACUAUACUGUGGAGAAAGGGUUCUGCGAAGAUCUGGACGAAGGCAAAUUCAGCAUCACCCUUCUACACGCUUUGAGUGCCGCCCCAGAACCCGAAGCCCUGCUGCUUCGGAACCUCAUGUCUGGGCGCCGCAAUGAUGGCAAGCUAUCAGUCGUGCAGAAAAACCUUGCCCUUAGCAUAAUUGAGGGAGCGCGUAGUCUGGAAUACACUGCGGCAGUAUUGCAGAAGCUCUACAAGGCAAUUGUCAGAGAGCUGGAGAGCACUGAACGGCAGUUCGGCGAAAACAAACCUUUCCGUUUCUUACUCAGCUUACUCAAAGUUUAG